AUGGCGGGCCGGGUCGGGGCGGCGCUGCCGAUCGACGAGGCGUUUCCGGGCGCCGCAGGCGACGACCGCGGCGAGGGUGGCGCGGCGCGCUGCCGCCUGCGGGUGGCCUACGACGGCACGCAGUACAGCGGGUGGAUGCGACUGGCCGGUCGGCCGCUGGCGGUGGCGGGCUUGCUGGACAGAGCGCUGUCGCUGGCAGUGGGCUGCGACGUGUCCGUGCAGGGCGCGAGCCGCACCGACGCGGGCGUGCACGCGCGAGGGCAGGCCGCGCAUUUCGACCUGCCCGGCGAGGUCGCCUCCGCGCGGCCGCCCGACUGGCAGCGGCGGUGGGAGGCGGCGGCAAACAGAAUGCUUCCAGGAGACAUCCGUGUCCGCGCGCUCGGCGAGGCGCCCCGCCCCGACUUCCACGCCACCUUCUCGGCGGCGCGCCCAGCGCCCGGCCCGGCGGGCGUGCAGCGGAAGCCCACGCCUACAGAAGCGUCGCGGGCAGUGCCUAGGGGCGGCUCCCGCGGCAGGCUCUGCUCGCCCGCGGCCCUGGUGGAGGCCGGCGUGCCGCAGGCGCCCCUUGCCUCCGCGCUCUGCGUGCGGGGCGGGCGCAUCGAGGCCGUGGGCAGCGAGCGCCUGGUGGGGGCCUCCGAGUGCGCGGCCGCGGCCGGCGCGGGGCGGACGGUGGACCUGCUGGGCGCGACGGUGGUGCCGGGGCUCACCGACUCGCACGCGCACCUGAACAUGGAGGCGGCCAGGCGCACCCGCGCCGACCUCCGCCAGGCGCGCUCGGCGCCCGAGGCGGCGCGGGCCGCGGCCGACUUCGCGGCGCGGCGGCCCGACCUCGUGAACGCCAGCGGGGGCUGGGUGCUCGGGUUCGGCUGGGACCAGACGGCGUGGCCAGGCGGCGCGUUCCCGACGAGGGCGGCGCUGGACGAGCUCUUCCCGGACACGCCCGUGUUCCUGGAGCAGCUCAGCGGCCACGCCGCCUGGCUGAACGGCAGGGCGCUGGCGGCCAUGUCCGCGCACAUCCCGGCGAGCGGCGACCCCCCGGGCGGCCACGUGGAGCGCGACGGGCACGGCAGGCCCACCGGGGUCCUCACCGACCGCGCCAAGGACGCGGUGGAGCGGCAACUCCCGCAGCUCCCCGAGGCUGCGGCGCGCCAGGUCAUGGACGAGCUCCUCCGCGACCUGGCGGCCCACGGGCUCACCGGCGUCCACGACAUGGAUUCGCAUGGGGAGGACGUGGACGCGCUGCUGCAGCGCCACUCCCGCGGCGAGCUGUCGCUCCGGGUGUACGCCGCGCGUGACUCGACGACCAGCUCCCCAACCGACCCCAUGGUGGCCACCGACGACGGCUUGCUGACGGUGCGCACGGUGAAGUUCUUCGGGGACGGGGCCAUGGGGAGCUGGUCUGCCGCCAUGCUGCAGCCCUACGACGACCGGAACUCCACCGGCACCCUGGUCUACGAGCGCGAGGCUUUCAAGAGGAAUGUGAGCGCGUGGGCGGCCAGAGGCUACCAGGUCGCAACGCACGCUAUCGGGGACGCCGCCAACCGUCAGGUCCUAGACGUCUACGAGGAACUCCUCGCAGGGCGGCCCGCAGACGAGGCGCGGUGGCGCGUGGAGCACGCGCAGAUCCUUGCCGCGGAGGAUCUCCCGCGCUUCGCGCGGCUCGGCGUGAUCGCGUCCAUGCAGCCCUCCCACUGCGCCUCCGACUUGCCCUACGCGGUGCAGAGGCUGGGCUUCCAGCGUGCGUCCCGGAGCUACGCGUGGUCGAGCCUGCUCCGCACUGGCGUCCCGGCGCUGCCCUUCGGCUCGGACUUCCCCACGGCGGGCUCCGUGCCGCCGCUCCUCGGACUGCACGCGGCCGUGACCCGCGAGACGCCGGGGGGCGUCCCCGCCGGAGGCUGGUUCCCAGAGCAGCGCGUCACGCGGGAGCAGGCGCUCAGGGGCUACACCACGGACGCGGCCUACGCCUCAUUAGGGCGCAGCCUGGGGGCGCUCCGGCCCGGCUUCUACGCCGACCUGACCCUCUUCGACCGCGACGUGAUGACGGUCGACCCGCCGCAGCUCCUCCGCCUCACGGUCUGGGGCACCCUCGUGGGCGGGCGGGCCGUGCACGCGGCAGCCACCGCGCCGCCGGGCCUCCGGCGGCUCGCCCAGGAGGAGGGCGAGCGCCGCCGUGCCGCGCGCGCCGCCGCGGCCGGGCCCGCGGGCACGGGCCCGCCGUCGCGGGCGAGGGCGUCGGCGCGAUUGUCGUCGUGGUGGUGGCCGAAGUACGUGGAGGAGGUCAACGAGGAUCGGCACCACGCCGCUGCGCCGGCGGCAGGCGCUUUGCUGGUGUGA
Molecule: messenger RNA, 2334 nt
Organism: Prorocentrum cordatum
Lineage: Eukaryota; Dinophyceae; Prorocentrales; Prorocentraceae
Source: the annotation of a GenBank genome assembly